Metarhizium brunneum ARSEF 3297 is the source of this 2136-nucleotide messenger RNA. RefSeq lists its product as uncharacterized. Gene Ontology annotation, cellular component: membrane. Lineage: Eukaryota; Fungi; Ascomycota; Sordariomycetes; Hypocreales; Clavicipitaceae. The record is from RefSeq and is a predicted model, not a curated record. Gene Ontology annotation, biological process: magnesium ion transport. Gene Ontology annotation, molecular function: magnesium ion transmembrane transporter activity.
AUGGACACUGUGACAGGGGCCUUUCCAUGGUCGUUAACGACCGCGGCUACGCGACCCGCGGCGAGCAUAACAACGUCGACGGCAGCUACGGCUACAGCUACACAGUCCCCCGGCGACCCCGGCGAGGUUUUGCAGCAAUGGUCAUCUCUCAUUGGCAUCGUCACAGCCAUCGUCGGUAAUGUCCUCAUAGCGUUGGCUCUGAAUGUCCAGCGAUAUGCGCAUACGCGACUACAUAAGGAACGAGUGCGUGUACGGCAGCGGGCGCGUGCUGCCUUGAAGCAGCCGCAGAGUAGCAGCAAUGGUGCAUCGUCGUAUGGCACCAUGCCCGGAGAGCCUAACGGGCAUAGGAACGGCAACGGACGCAGUCAUGAUGGCUCUGUCAACAGUGCCAGUCGAGUCCAUGAUGGGCCAGAAUCAGUCGAAACUGAUCCUCUAUCUCAGUCUUCCCAGUCAAUCGCCCCGACCGACGUUGACAGCGCUGAUGGAGAACAUGACAAAACUACAUCAACAUACCUCAAGUCCCCAUAUUGGUGGCUGGGACAGAUCCUCAUAACUCUGGGCGAAAUGGGUAAUUUUUUGGCUUAUGGAUUUGCUCCUGCUUCGAUUGUGUCACCCUUAGGCGUCGUGGCAUUGAUAUCCAACUGUAUCAUCGCGCCUGCAAUGUUCCACGAGCGAUUUCGCGCCAGGGAUUUUUGGGGCGUCGUAAUUGCUGUUGGGGGAGUUGUUACCGUUGUCUUCAGCGCAAAUCAGGAGGAGACCAAGCUGGAACCUCACGAUGUUUGGCGCGCAAUCACUACCAUGGAAUUCGAAAUCUAUCUCGGUGUCACAGUCUCGUUGAUUGUCUUGUUGAUGUGGGCAAGCAGCAAAUAUGGUAGGCGCACUAGUCUGAUAGAUCUCGGGCUUGUGGGACUUUUUGGUGGUUAUACUGCGUUAGCAACCAAAGGCGUUUCGUCUAUGUUGUCAUCGACUCUUUGGAGAGCCUUCACGACCCCAGUGACAUAUGCUCUGCUUCUCAUUCUUCUCGUCACAGCAAUCAUGCAGAUUCGAUAUGUUAAUAAAGCAUUACAGCGCUUUAACUCCACACAAGUCAUCCCCAUUCAGUUCGUUCUUUUCACACUUUGCGUCAUUCUGGGAAGUGCUGUUCUUUACCGAGACUUUGAAAAGACGACGGAAAAACAAGCCGUAACCUUCGUAGGCGGCUGCCUCCUCACCUUUUUUGGAGUUUUUCUUAUCACCAGUGGUCGGCAACAAAACGAGGCCGAUGAUGAGGACCUAUUGUCUGAUAUCGACGGGAUCGAGGAGACUAUUGGCCUAACAAGACACGGGGAAGCAACGGCGGGCCCUCCACUAGUCCAAGACGUUGAAUCACCGAAACCACCGUCUCAAAGAUCUAGCAAAUUGUCGAGAGUCAGUUUUGCGGAUACAGCUAAACCACAAUUUCCUCAAGACAAGUCCGACAAACCACGAAUCCGUCAAGGCACAUCCGACAGCGCGCCAAACUUAAUCGAUAUUGAACCAGAUCCUCCUGUUUUAUCCGAUAACCCUUGGCGAGAGUCUUGGUCGUCCGCUGCGUCCCUUCCUCGUGGCACACGAACCUUCUCUACCGACUCGGCGGUGGCAGAAUCUGCUGUGAUUUCAACACCAAGCAAUUCAGCUGCCACGACUCCCAUCCGAGACUCAGCUUUCAUCCAUACAUACCCUACAGACAGACCCUUCACUCCUCGUCAGAGUUCGGGAGGACUCUCCCGGGUUCCGAGCCAUCAUCGCUCCAAGACUUUCAUAUCGCCAUCGCCGCUUUCUUCUACAGUCACGACUGUUGUAAAGGACGCAUUCCUACGAGGAUAUGACGCAUCUUUGGCAAACACAUCAUCACUGAGAAGAAUUCGGUCUAGCAUCCGUGCGGGUCUGUUCUUCAACUUUGACGAAGAUGAGCAGAAUAUAACAACAUCGGAUCUUCCUUUGCCAAGUCCCCUAGAGCCUUCUGAAGAUGAGCAUAGCGAGACAGAUGACCCAUCGCGAAGGCGGUCGCGAAGCGUCAGUGACGUAAUAGGAGAUUUCUUCCGUCCUAAGAAAAAGAGCAAGAAUGAUACCCCAAGCGGUGACGUGGAGUCUGGACCGUCUCAUAAUUCUGAGUAG